AUGGACGUGCCGUUCAUCAAUUCCGGAGCUCUGAGUCGUGCUCACUACUCUUUGGUGCGCAAAGUGGAGUCUGCACAGUCUCCGCAAGCAGCAGACCAGAUCCUGCUGAGCGAAAUCGAUGGCAUUAGACAUCACUUGACGAUUGGAGGUGUAUCGCUCAAAGAAUGCAGGGAGAAGCUGAUUAUGCUUCUCUACUGUUCCAUGAACUUAACACGCGUUAAUCCUGGCGAGCUCGCUUUUGCUUUGCCACACGCUGUCAAUUUGGCAGAGAUGGGGCAGACAUUGCGUGACAAGCAACUCGCCUUCGUCUUUUGCACUGAAGUUAUGCCACCGAAUCACGAGUUGCAGCUCAUGCUAGUCAAUACUAUUCGCAAGGAUCUGGAAAGCUCAUCCACACCGCGUAUUUGCCUCGCUCUCAGUGUCUUAAUUCAAGCGCCAAAUGAUGAUGUAGUACCCGCAGUACAAUCGCAUUUGCAGGCCCUAUUCAUGCACAAGUCGAUAUCAGUUCGUCGUAGAGCUUAUCUGGCGUAUCACUCACUGCUACGCAAUGAUCCUUCGCGCUUGACACCACUAGAGGAUGCAGUGGUCCUUCGCAUCCAACGUACGUUGCCUUCUGUGGACUCUUGCGCGAUGGCAGCAGCCAUAAAACUCAAUCGAACUGAAUCCAUCAAUGAUGAAGUCAACGCUCUCCUGCCAAUUGUAUGGCAAAGACUCGGCCAUCAGUCUCAAUCCCUCGCUUUAUUGGUUCUUCGAGCCCUUCGAAAAGCCAAGCUAUCGGUGCCGAACAUUGGUAUUGCGCUUGACAUUAUCAAGCACACAUCUGAUCCCCCAGUGCGAGUGCUGCUGCGGGAGGCUUUUCUUGUCUUGUCGUCCGUCUCAGCAGAGGCUAUCCAAGAGUGCCAAAUGCAGCGGUCUCUGUCGCCGGUGGCCUGCAUUCGACGCCUGUUGACGUCAAAGGAUCCUAACAAUCAGUACCUGUUUAUUUCGUGCUUAGACUGCCUGAGCCCCACUCUUUGGGCAGGGACUCUGCCAGGAACAACAGCAAUUUUGGAUGAGUGGGAGGUUCAAGAGGUGAUAAAACUCCUUGAUUCACAUGACAGGCUUGUUCGAAAGACAACCCUGAGGGUCCUACAGGCGGUCGAUCCUUCCCUGGUUGAGGCGUAUAGCACGCAGUUGCUACACAACCUUCCUAUUGGGUUAACUCUAUCUGCCAAGAGCGAAUAUGUGUCCCGUCUACUUGAUGUUGGCGAACUUCAGUAUGAAAAUGACGGGGAACAGUAUGCUAUCUACCUCAAGGACCUGUUUGCCGUUGCAGAGGGCGACACUCAAGGUCGUACGGAGGACAUGUCUGUCCUAGAAGUGGGAGUUGAAAUGAUCCUUACCCACAUCCGAGAAUUUGACGUUACAUCUCGUAUUUCGUGCGUUACCGCAUUGGCGGUCUCUGCCACAGAGUUAGAUGUUCGGAUUGGGCCGACUCUAAUGGUGAUUAUUUCUGCCUUGGUUUGUGAAUACUGCGGGAAGAUAGCAACAUCACCCUUGGCACUACUCCAAGGCAUGGCUAGCAGACUUGUCUCAUAUGGUGACGCUCAGGAAGCAGCAGUUACAGUACAGGAUGCAUGCCUACUAUCCAUGCUUCGAAUGUCUGCAGAGUGUAACGAGAUUCCCCAAACUAUCUCGAAGCUUGUCGCCGAAAUAUCCCAGUUCUCCGGGAAGCGCAUUCGGAAUCGGUGUAACCUUUUCUUGACUUACUGUGGUCAAAGGAAUGUGCUCACUAGUGUCAUCGCUCAAGCGCCUUCGUCUUCGCUCCCAGACUUUCUGGGAGCUCUAAUCAUGUAUCAAUCAGAUGCCACCGGCGCCUCAACGCCUGUUCAUUUCAAGUCUCCUUCGGCGAUAUCGGGACCUUCGCCAGGUUCGCCUUCACGAGCUAACUUAUCUCCUGGCAAGUUACGUUACGAAGCAUAUGCUGCUCCCCAGGCUGUGCCCAGUCUAAGGCACAUAUUAAGUCCGCACAGAAACGAAAGAAUGGGAAGUAGGACACGAAGUUCCUCGCGUGCGAGUGAAAUUUCAUUGGCUGAGCUCUCGAGGACCAUCACCCCAGGAGAAUUGACUAUUGUUGCUGCGCAGGGUCCAAUACAAGAUCUGUCUGAGCCUGACCACGUUCAGAAUCCCAACGCACCACCAAGCGAAGAUUUAGCAUCUCGUGUUGAUCUCAUAUCGCUCGAUGCUACCUUCAGCGAGGUUCCUGUGACAGUUCUGACUCCUGAGCCCGACUUCGAAGAAGUCUGGGACGCCAUGGAAACCUCCAAUUUCCGAGGCUGGUGCGAGUCGUCGAUGGACAACAUCGUGAGGCUUCUACAGAGUUUACAGCACUCCAUGAGAGUCAUCGCAGUUGACCAGCCGCCAUUUGAAGGGGAGCUCAAAGUCUUGGUUGUUGUACCAUCUGAUUCAUCCUUGGUGGAGCCCACACGAUACGCCGCCCUUCGUCUCCGGGAGAGUGAAGAAGAAAGCUGUCUGUGGCGUCUCCGGUGCGAUGAUAUUGAGCUACGGACCACUAUCAAGAGACUCUUGGAGGACAUAUGA
This is a messenger RNA of Suillus paluster, 2580 nucleotides long. Its product is annotated as armadillo-type protein. The coding region runs from base 1 to 2580 and encodes 859 amino acids. NCBI's taxonomy places the organism in Eukaryota, Fungi, Basidiomycota, Agaricomycetes, Boletales, Suillaceae. Gene Ontology annotation, molecular function: cargo adaptor activity. Gene Ontology annotation, cellular component: membrane coat; AP-4 adaptor complex. The transcript has 16 exons. Gene Ontology annotation, biological process: receptor-mediated endocytosis; intracellular protein transport. The record is from RefSeq and is a predicted model, not a curated record.